UCUCCUCUUUACCCUUCGGAAAACAAAAAGAAGAAAGAAGAAGAACAGGAGAGAGAAAGAGAUCUGAAACGGAGAUGAUGCAGAUGCUAGGGUUUCGAGGCUCCGCCUCGAAAGACACAAGCGAUUCUUCUCCCAAAUCGCUCUCACAAAACCCUAAAUCCUCUUCUCCCACCGUCGUUGCCGCGGGUCCCCGCAGGCCCCUUCGUCUCGUCUACUGCGACGACAAGGGAAAGUUCCGUAUGGACCCUGAGGCUGUCGCGGCCCUCCAGCUCGUCAAAGGCCCUAUUGGUGUCGUCUCCGUCUGCGGCCGGGCCCGCCAGGGCAAGAGUUUCAUCUUGAAUCAGCUUCUAGGGAGGAGCAGUGGGUUUCAAGUUGCGUCCACUCACCGACCUUGCACCAAAGGACUUUGGAUGUGGAGUGCGCCAUUAAAACGAACAGCUCUUGAUGGGACGGAGUACUAUCUGGUACUUUUAGACAGUGAAGGAAUUGAUGCGUAUGAUCAAACGGGAACGUACAGCACCCAGAUAUUCUCUUUGGCGGUUCUGUUGUCAAGCAUGUUUAUAUACAACCAGAUGGGUGGUAUAGAUGAAACUGCACUGGAUCGUCUCUCUCUUGUCACUGAAAUGACCAAGCAUAUUCGUGUUAGAGCUUCUGGAGGAAGGACCACUGCUUCUGAGCUUGGGCAGUUCUCCCCCGUCUUUGUUUGGCUUUUGAGGGAUUUCUAUUUGGACUUAGCAGAGGAUGAUAGGAAAAUAACCCCUCGUGAUUACCUAGAGCUAGCUUUAAGGCCAAUGCAAGGAGGAAAAGAUGUGGCCACAAAAAAUGAGAUUCGGGAGUCUAUCAGAUCACUAUUCCCAGAUCGAGAAUGCUUCACUCUUGUGCGGCCUUUGAACAAUGAAAAUGAUCUCCAACGACUCGAUCAAAUCUCUUUGGAAAAAUUACGACCAGAGUUUAGAUCCGGCCUAGAUGCAUUGACAAAGUUUGUUUUUGAGCGGACCAGGACUAAGCAAGUUGGGGCUACAGUAAUGACUGGCCCAAUUCUUGCUGGUAUAACCCAAUCUUUUUUAGAUGCUAUUAAUAAUGGUGCAGUGCCUACCAUAUCUUCUUCAUGGCAGAGUGUUGAAGAAGCUGAAUGUCGGAGUGCUUAUGAGACUGCAACUGAUGUUUAUAUGGCUUCUUUUGACCGCACAAAGCCUCCUGAGGAGGGUGUUCUAAGAGAGGAACAAGAAGGAGCAGUACAAAAAUCACUCGCUGCAUUUAAUGCCAGUGCUGUUGGAGUUGGCUCAGCACGACAAAAGUAUGAAAAGCUUCUUCAACAAUUUUUCAAAAAGGCAUUUGAGGACUACAAAAGGAAUGCUUUUAUGGAGGCAGAUUUGAGAUGUUCAAACACCUUACAAAGCAUGGAGAAAAGGUUGCGGGCUGCUUGUCAUGCACCUGAUGCGAAAGUUGAUCAUGUUGUCAAAGUUUUGGAUGUUUUACUCUCCGAGUAUGAAACGUCAUCUCAUGGGCCAGGAAAAUGGCAGAAAUUGGCCACUUUUCUACAUCAAAGCUUGGAGGGGCCAGUAUUCGACCUUAUCAAGAAGCAGCUAGACCAAAUUGGAUCAGAGAAGAGUGCCCUAAUGUUGAAAUGCCGCUCGAAUGAAGACAAAUUGGGAUUGCUUAGCAAGCAACUGGAGGCGAAUGAGAAGUACAAAGCUGACUAUUUGAGGCGUUAUGAGGAAGCUAUCAACGACAAGAAGAAAAUCGCGGAAGAUUAUACAAGCCGCAUAGCUAAUUUGCAGAGCCAGUGCAGCUCACUCGAGGAAAGGUGCUCGAGUUUAGUGAAAGCUCUAGAUUCUGCUAGGCUGGAAUCAUCGGACUGGAAAAGGAAAUAUGAACAGAACUUCUCGAGGAAGAAGGCUGAAGAAGAUCAGGCCAAUGCGGAGAUAACAGCUCUGAAGUCCAGAAGCAGUGCUGCCGAAGCGAGAGCAGCGGCUGCUCGUGAACAAGCUAACUCUGCCCAGGUGGAAGCAUCAGAGUGGAAGAGAAAGUAUGACAUUGCUGUCAGAGAAGCCAAAGCAGCGCUUGAGAAGGCAGCUACAAUACAGGAACGCUAUAAUAAGGACACGCAGCGGAGGGAGGAUGCUCUGAGGGCAGAAUUCUCUGAAAGUUUGGCUGAAAAGGAAGAUGAAAUUAAAGAUAAGCAGGCAAAAAUCGAACAAGCUGAGAAUCAUCUAAUGAGUUUGCGUUUGGAGCUGAAGGCUGCCGAGUCGAAACUGAAGAACUAUGACUUGGAAGCUUCGACCUUAAAACUUGAAAUCAAGGAUUUGAGUGAGAGGUUAGAUUCUGCGAAGGCCACAGCUCAAUCAUACGAGAGAGAAGCAAGGAUAAUGGAACAAGAAAAGACUCACCUGGAGCAGAAGUAUCAAUCCGAGUUCAAAAGGUUCAAGGAAGCAGAUGAAAGGUGCCGGGCUGCAGAAAAUGAAGCAAAAAGAGCGGUUGAUUUGGCUGAUAAAGCUCGGGAGGAAGCAGCACUUGCUCAAAGCGAAAAGAGCGAAGUUCAGCGACUAGCGAUGGAAAGAUUAACCCAAAUCGAGAGAGCUCACAGGCAAGUUGAAAGCCUUGAAAGACGGAAAGCUGACCUGAUAGAUGAGGUUGAACGUUUGCGCCGCUCUGAAAUGGAUGCUGUGUCCAAGGUUGAAUUUCUAGAAAAGCAGGUCGAAGAAAGAGAGAGAGAAAUUGAAUCACUUCUUGAGUCGACCAAAGAGCAGAGGGAGAACACAGUCCAAGUUCUCGAGGGCCUAUUGAAGACUGAACGAGCUGCUCGAGCAGAAGCGAACAGUAGAGCAGAAGCCUUGUCCUUGCAGCUGCAAUCCACUCAGGCCAGGCUUGACUCACUCCAGCAGGAGCUGACUUCCGUUCGCCUAAAUGAAACUGCAUUGGAUAGUAAGCUCAAGACUGCUUCACAUGGGAAACGUACAAGGGUUGAUGACUAUGUUGGUAUUGAAUCCGUUCAAGAUAUGGAGAUCGAUGAAGAGAAUGUUAGAGGAAGAAAGAAGUCGAAGAGCACGACUAGCCCGCUAAGGACGCAUACUGAAGAUGGAGGUUCCAUCUUCAAAGCAGAUGGCGAUGAUAACCAUAGUCUGCAAACAGAAUCAGAAGGCCAUACCAAGUUCACCGUGCUGAAGCUGAAGCAGGAGCUCACGAGACUUGGUUUCGGUGCAGAGCUGCUGCAGCUGAAGAAUCCUAACAAGAAGGAGAUAGUUGCCCUAUAUGAGAAGCAUGUCCUCCAAAAGUAGAUGCCCUAUUCAACACGUACAGGGUACCUGUAAUAUGCUUUGUUUGUAGGCCAGUUUGCGGGAAUCAAAAUCAUUCUGGGAGGCUGGAUUCACCUGAAAAAGUCCGUAACCUUAAAUUCAAAGCUAUUCCCCCAACUUUGUCUCUUGUAAUUCUAUUAUGUGGUUCUAUCAUUUUCUGUCAGGAGCCUUCUUGUGCAUCAAAAUGCUCCUUGACAUAAGAGCGGUUUCUUUUUCAUUUCA
Magnolia sinica is the source of this 3518-nucleotide messenger RNA. RefSeq lists its product as uncharacterized. The transcript is spliced from 14 exons. The coding region runs from base 75 to 3278 and encodes 1067 amino acids. Gene Ontology annotation, molecular function: GTP binding; GTPase activity. The record is from RefSeq and is a predicted model, not a curated record. Lineage: Eukaryota; Viridiplantae; Streptophyta; Magnoliopsida; Magnoliales; Magnoliaceae.